UUCAAAAAGAAACUAUUCUUCGGCGGCAGUCAGCAACAAUACCAAAAAAUUAUUUACUUACAAAAAUUGAGAACUGAUCUUUUUUCAAUCAAUUUUUCUUUAUAACAUUUUUGACUGAGUUUAAAAACUUGAUUGCAUCAAAUGUAAGUUUUACAAAUUAUAAUAUACCAUUAGACGUAGAAAUUCUUUCACACAAUGAGUAUAUUAGUGAGCCGGUGCACUUUGCGCCCUUUAAUUUCUUCAAGGUUCAUACAUAUGUCUUACUUGGCUCAAAGUGAGCUUAAAAGACGAUUGAAAGCUGAACAAAAAGCCAAGGAAAAAUUAGAAAAAGAAGCUACUGCUCAAAGUAAACAGCCGACAACUAAGAAAGUUGAUGAUUUGUCUGCGGCUACUAAAGCUUUAGAUAUCAGUCCAAAUGAAUUCUUUAGCUUGCGUUUACAAGCCAUUGCUCAGAUGAAAAAGGACGGAGAGGAACCUUACCCACAUAAGUUUAAUGUAACUUUAUCUUUAGAAAAUUUUAUAAAUGAGUUUCAGUCAUUAAAUGAAAGUCAGAUUUUGCAUGAUAAAGAAUUCAGUGUUGCAGGACGAGUACAUGCGAUUCGUGAAUCUGGUCCAAAACUAAUAUUUUAUGAUUUGCGUGGUGAAGGUGUAAAAAUUCAAGUGAUGGCCAACGCAAAACAAUAUUCUUCUGAAGACAGUUUUAUUGCAGACACGUCUAAAAUACGACGUGGUGACAUAAUUGGUGUCACCGGUAGUCCUGGCAAAACUAAAAAGGGCGAAUUGUCCAUUUUUCCCAAACACAUUAAAUUAUUAACUCCUUGCUUACACAUGUUGCCUCAUUUACAUUAUGGUCUCAAAGACAAAGAAACUAGAUACAGGCAAAGAUAUUUAGACUUGAUCAUCAACGAAAAUGUGCGUAACAAGUUCAUAGUUAGGGCUAAAAUUAUCUCGUACGUUCGGCGUUUCUUAGACAAUUUAGGUUUUCUCGAAAUCGAAACUCCAAUGAUGAACAUGAUUGCCGGUGGUGCUACAGCAAAACCUUUCAUUACCCACCAUAAUGAUUUGAAUAUGGAUUUGUUCAUGAGAGUCGCGCCAGAACUUUACCACAAAAUGCUUGUUGUCGGGGGUAUCGAUCGUGUAUAUGAAAUUGGUCGUCAGUUCAGAAACGAAGCAAUCGAUUUAACUCAUAACCCUGAAUUUACUACAUGCGAGUUUUAUAUGGCGUACGCAGAUUAUAAUGAUCUUAUGAAAAUCACAGAAGAUCUUUUGUCUGGCCUUGUAAAAAGUAUAUAUGGAUCUUACAAAAUAAAGUAUCAUCCUGACGGUGUGGACUCCAAUACUGAACCUGUUGAAGUAGAUUUCACUCCACCAUUCAAGAGGAUGUACAUGUUUCCCGCUUUAGAAGAAGUAUUAUCAGUAAAACUACCUGACCCGACACGACUGUCAACACCUGAAGCAAACAAGUUACUUGAUGAAUUGUGUUUAAAGCACGAUGUAGAUUGUCCUCCACCAAGGACUUCGUCUAGACUGCUCGACAAACUUGUGGGAGAGUUUCUUGAAGAAACUUGUAUUAAUCCUACGUUUAUAUGCGAUCAUCCUCAAGUGAUGUCACCAUUAGCCAAAUGGCACCGAGCUACUCCUGGUCUAACUGAAAGAUUUGAAUUGUUUGUUAUGAAAAAAGAAGUUUGUAAUGCAUAUACAGAAUUGAAUGAUCCUAUGAUUCAAAGAGAACGAUUCGAGCAACAAGCAAAGGAUAAAGCUGCCGGAGAUGACGAAGCUCAGUUGAUAGAUGAAAACUUCUGUACAUCAUUAGAGUAUGGUCUGCCUCCAACGGCUGGAUGGGGUCUAGGAAUUGAUCGACUUACUAUGUUUUUAACUGACUCAAAUAAUAUUAAAGAAGUACUGUUCUUCCCAGCCAUGAAGCCAGAUGAUCCCAAUAAACACAAAGAAGAAAAGAUUGAAGAAGAAGAAAAACCCAAAGUCUAAAAAUUGUAAUAUUUUAAUACGAUUAUAAUAAAUUAUAAAAAGAAAAAAAUUCAAUUUAAUA
This is a messenger RNA of Adelges cooleyi (spruce gall adelgid), 2047 nucleotides long. RefSeq names its product lysine--tRNA ligase (gene LysRS). The transcript has 9 exons. Gene Ontology annotation, biological process: lysyl-tRNA aminoacylation. Gene Ontology annotation, cellular component: mitochondrion; aminoacyl-tRNA synthetase multienzyme complex; cytoplasm. Bases 196 to 1986 code for a protein of 596 amino acids. The record is from RefSeq and is a predicted model, not a curated record. Gene Ontology annotation, molecular function: ATP binding; lysine-tRNA ligase activity; tRNA binding. NCBI's taxonomy places the organism in Eukaryota, Metazoa, Arthropoda, Insecta, Hemiptera, Adelgidae.